AUAACAUUAUAAUGGUGUCAAUGUCAUGUGAUAUAGACACACUCACUGCACAUACAAAAUGGCUGCCCUGCCUUAACAACAUGGCUCCUUAGAGACAGACACCUGAAGCCAACACUCUCCAUCUCUGCACUGGUUGGCAGACGGUAAUCGGCAAAAGGAGAAUGUCCGCAGCUCAUUGGCUGAGCCUUACCCUAUCGCUUCGCUGAUUGGAUGGAUUCCUCUAGCUGAGGGCACAGUAAAACCUGUGAGCGCGACAUGUGCUCCUCAUUUAGCCUGGAGCAGCCGAUGGGAGGAGGUCGGGAUCUAUAUCUAGCAAUAGCUGCCUCCUGUACAUGGCAUUAAACACAGGGAAAUGGACAUAUUGACACCAGAUUGCACCAAAAAUAAAAUCAAAGAAGGAUAUUAAAAUCUGGAAACCUCUCCUCACAUCCAUAGCUUUUGAAGUUUAUUUUUAAUAGAAAAUUAUUUGUUAAAAAAAACAAACAAUUAUAUCUUUAUUUUUUGCAAGUUACUAUUUUUCUGCCUUUGAAGUCUUUGGAAUAUUUUCUUGCUAUUUAGUUAUACUGGAAGAAAGUGAGGGGAAAAAAAUAAAACCUUUUUAGAAAACAAAAAAAAAGUUUUAUUAAUUUUUAAAUAACCCAGGAUAUUAUUUUUAUUUGACAUUUUCCCUCUUUUUCUAUAUUGUUUUAUAUUUAACAAGAAAGAAAAAAGCAAGUUUUGUCACAGUAGUUUACCGUUGGUGCUAGAAGAUAAUUGGAAGAGCCUUGUAAAGUCUUCAUAUUGUCUAUACAGAACCUUCUAAAGUUAUGGAUGAAGUCUGGAUUCUUUCUGUGUGCCUCACCUUGUUUGGGUUUUUUAUUUUUGUCCUUUCUACGAAGUCCAAGCCCACACCGGAGCUCGAAAGUAUUGUGAAAAAGCCUUCUCCGGCUGCGGCGUACACCAGUUAUGGAGGCAAACGUCUAGAGAUACAUGAAGAUGAUUUGGAGAAGAUAAUGGCCAGGUUGACGAAUGUAUUGUACGUGCCCGAGGUAAAGAAGAGAGAGGUGCCUCAGGAGAAGAGAAAAACAUCCCCCCGUGAGACAGCAGAAGAAGAUGCCGGGCAUGGAAGGGAUAAUGAAAAUGCCAAUGAAACCCAAGAACCGGUGGGCAACUUGCCAUCGCAGUCCCAGUCUGCCUAUCAGCUGAGCCGUCAUAGGGUUCAGGUAUGGGUCGAGGCCAGACGAUAGUAUGUCCACUCAGCAGUGGCACAGGACCAAUAUCCAGAUUUAGCAACUCUUAAAUUAUAGGUGGAUAGCUACACUGGUGUUUCUCAAUCCACUUCUAAAUACCCAUAAUAGAUUUCUUUUUUUUUUUUGCAAAUUCAGAAAAACAUCCGUAAUAUAACCUUUUAUCCAAAAUUAGCAGGGAUAGCAACAGUUGCCAUCAAGCCAUCAAUAUACCAUACAAUUAUUUGGUAUUACGUUAGCCUCACUGGGUACACAAACCAUGAGGUUUGGCUUCUGUUCUAGUGUAAUUGCCAAAAUCAUGGUUGAGCAAACACUUGCGUUCAGUUAAGCCAUAGAGAUUAACAUUGAAGUGAUGUAAAAUAGAUGUGAUUUUGAAAUGAGUACCUUUAAGUAUUUCACAGAUUAUCUACUAUUUAUCUAACAACACAAAGUGCUAACACCAAGCAACCCUUGAUAUUCAUACUAUAGCUGAGUGAAUGUUAAAUAUGAUUUUUUAUUUAUAUUAAAACUUAAAGGAACACUCCAGGCACCAUAACAACUCCAUCUAAAUUAAUUUGUUAUGGUGCAAGGAGGCCCCCCGGCCUCAUAACGCAAGGGGUUAAACCAUUUGAGAACGAUUUAACCCCAAAGUUGUUUCCAGCGCUGAUGUCUCCCACCCAGGUGGCAUCCAGCUUUUGAAAUGUCACUGUCACAACCAGGAAGGGGCGCCGCUGAUUGGCUGACAGCGGCCAGCUGACGCUCUCAUCGAAUCAGUGACUACUGAGUCAAAAAACUGUAUUGAAAUAGGUACAUUUUUUCCAAGCCAGUUUUGUGUAUGGGGGUUAACUGACUGGCUGAGAGCAUCAGCUGACUGCUCUCUGAAUAUGACAUUUCAGAAGCUGGAUGCCUGGGGUCGGUAAUUUAGGGUUAAACCAUUCUCAAACGCUUUAUCCCCUUGAGGUAUGAGUAUGCUGAGGGCCUACUGGCACCAUAACAACUCCAUAACAUUUAUUUGAAGUUGUUAUGGUUCCUUAAGGUGAUUAAACUGUCCCUUUAAGGACCAGUAAUGGUCCAUCUAUACCAUCAUAACAAUCUAAUGUUUAACCCCGUAAGGACACGUGACAUGUCAUGUUUAUCUUUAUUCCAGAAGUUUGGUCCUUAAGGGGUUAAAAGAACACUCCAGAUCUCUGAAAACACUUUAGCUUGUUAAAGUCGUGAAUGUGUAAAGAGUGCUCUCUUUUCGAAAAGUACAGAUUUUAAUAGAAAAUGGCACUUUUAUAAAUAAACUUUGUUAAACUCCCCUGGCUGUCAAUCAGACAACUGGUCCUAUUACUUCCUGGUUGUUAAGCUCAGUGAAGCUAAACGAGAGAGGCCGCAAUUGCCCAGAGCACCUGCCUUGCAAAGACUUCUAAUGGAGCUGCAUUGGGAAAUCUGUGAUUGGAAAGCUACAGAAAGUCUGGGCGGGGCUAGAAAGGGAGGGCCUGUAAAGGCAGCAGACAGGAGAACUGCAACUUCUGCAAGCUGUUUUUAGAUAUAUCCCCAAUUAAGAAAUCUCCAGUUAAAUGCAUGUAAGUUUUCAUGAGUAGUAUAUCUACUAAGUAGUAUUUUUUGUAUUUAGGCAGUCGAGUGUGCCUUUAAGGAGCCUAUUACAUAAUGGGAUAUGCAGGAUCACACUUGCAGAGGAUUGGGCAAAAAACUUGUGUGGUGCUACCUUAUGUUAGUUGGACAUUGGUCACUGAUGAUCCAGUGGUUGCAGUGCAAAGUGUGGUCACUACUGAUAAUCUAACACCUCGCCACCUGGCUGCUCACGUGAACAGGAUGGUUAUCUGGUUGGUCGGUGAUAGGCUGAGAGCAUCAAUCCAUCACUGCCAGCCAUUGAGAGUAAUAGUAUGUGCAGUAAUACAAAUGUAGCCCAAUGACGUGAUUGUGGGGUAUAUAUGUUCCUUGGAAGCUUUGCAAAUGAAAACAAUGCUGUUUCUGAGAAACUCCAUUGUGUAUAUUUUGCUCUUUCCACCCCUGGUAGUCCCAGUUAGAUUCAGUAAAUGAAUGGAUUUGACAUCCCAUUUCAGGAUGUAAAAUAUUGACAAAAAAGCACUAGACUGGCAAGUGCACAACCAUGUGUCUUCAUUACUCUUCUGUAAGAAGCUUAUGAUUGAACACGGAUCAUCAAGCUUGGUGAUCUCUCCAGAGGAGACCUGGCUACAGUGCGGAUACUUGAAUAAAGGUACAUUUAAUUGUAUUUUUAAGUUAACUUAUUUUAAAAAUGGACCCAGUAAUCUAAAGCAGUUAAAGGGACACUAUGGGCACCCAGAUCACUUCGGCUAAUUGAAGUGGUCUGGGUGCAGUGUCCCUGUCCCCCUUAUUUCUGCAAUGUAAAACAUUGCAGUUCCAGAGAAACAGCAGUGUUUACAUUGCAGCACUAAGACAUUCUCUAGUGGCUGUCUACCAGACAGCCACUAGAGGCGCUUCCGGGAUCUUACUGGACUAUAGGUCCCCUUAGUAACACUGGAUGUCCUGAUGCUCUGCAUGAGGACAUCCAGUGUCAGUAAAAUAUCCAUAGGAAAGCAUUGAGUCAAUCCUAUCCUAUGGGGAGGGCCAAAUGCCGCGCAAUGUAGCUUGUAAAUGCUGAAUUGCAGAGGAAGUAAGUAUACAUAUCUCAGAAUUGUCUUUAUUUAGGAAGGGCAGUCUUUAUUUUAGACCGAAAUUCCUUUGUCCCUCUUUUCUAGGAGCUCCAUAUUGUUGGUGUGUCUCCACAGCAGUAACGUGUCUUUAAACUACAGUAAAUGUGUUUAGAAAUCAGUCUGUUAAAAAGUUACCUUGUCAUUGUCCUAAAUUACCUUUAAAGCUCAUAAAUUGUUAUUAGUAAGUCAGCUAAGGCCCCGGCCACAGCUCCACUCACACCCCUAAACUUAAAGUGCCCCUCUUUGUACACAGCAGUAUUCAACUCAGUAAACAGUAGUGUCUUUGGUAGUCCUAGUUAGGUUAGAUUAGGAGUGACCUUGGAUUAGUGGUUAGAUCAGCGGUUCCCAAACUGUGUGCUGCAGGUUAGAGCUCCCCUGGGUCCUCUCUACCUCCCUCUCCCCUGCCGGCUCUGCAGGACUUCAGGGGAGAUCAGAGAUCUCCCUCUCCGGUCCGCUAGCAGUGUAAUGCCGGCAGGGGAGGGAGGGAGAGAGGACCCAGGGAGCUCUAACGUGCAGCUAUGCUGGGUUCUCCUCUCGCGUGCUUGGAGUGUUGCCGCGGUUACCGUGGCAACGAUCCGUAUCUCGUGAGAGUUCACUCUCACCACUAGGACUGCCAGGGCUUCACCAUCGGACCACCAGGGAUUGUCUUGCACUGUCCCCUCUCCAAAGGCAAAGGUAAGCAGGGAGGGGGAUAUGAAUCUGCCCCACAUGCACACAUAAACUGCCCCACAUACACACACAUUGCACCCAUCACGCACACACUCUACAUCAUUCACAAACACAGUGCACCCCCGUACACUCACUGCACCCAUAACACGCAGACACUGCAACCCUCACACACACACACACAUAUUGCACCCCUCACACACACUACUGCCCGUAUCCCCUACUACAGCCCCUAUCCCGGCAGAUCCCAGGUAAGUUGUCAGACUGUUCUUAAACAAUUUUACUACUUACUCUGGGAGGGCACUAUUGGCACCAUAACCACUACAAAGUGUUGUAGUGGUUAUUGUGCCUGGAUUGUUUCUUUAAAUAAUCUUCCAGUGCCCCUCCCAAGAUUAGGUUCUGGAUCUGCGCUUAGACAGCAAGCAUCUCGAACAGGGGCCCAGUAUAUGCCGCUGCGCUGUACAUAUAUACAACCUAGAAAAUUGUUUUGACUUGGGACGCCUUGGUAAAAUAUUGAAAUAUUAAGGGCGCCUUGAACCUAAAAAGUUUGGGAACCACUGGUUUACAUAGUUUAAGAAGUGAAAAGUAGUAAGCCUUGUAGGAUUUAGGACUGUAACAUUUUCUCUAAAAGUAUUUUCUCAUCAAUUAUGGGCAUAUAAGGCCUAUGUUGUAUAUAUUUUGUAAUACAUAUGGAAUUCAUGAAUAAUCUAUUGCAUGCAAUUCAUAUUUUGUGUGCGACUGUGCACAGGCUAAUUUGCUUUUAUGCAGUUUUAAAUAGAUACUCUGGGCAUCAACACAUUCAUUGCAAUCUGUAUUCUUCCACUUAUUGAUAAAAAGACGCAUUUUCUAGCGCUGCUCAAAAUUUACAUUUGGUAGAGAGUGAAGCCAUUAGAAAUCCAUACCUGCCAAUCAUUCCCACUGUUUUGUUUAGGAUUUUCUGUUUUAAGAAAUAAUAAAUACCUAUACUCUUUAAGCCCAACCUAAACCUGUCUUGAAUAUGUUUUACAUUUUUGGAAAGACAUUUAAAAUGAUUAAAAAUAUCAAAAUAUGGGGGCGGGGCCUGACCAUCAUGGCGGAGAGUCGUGUUUUCCAUGAGCUCCCACAAAAUCCUGACAAAACAAGCGAAAAUCUGCUCACCCAAGCAACACAAACUUCAUUUCUAGGCACCCACAUGCCACCCACGAUGGAGGGCACACAAUGGGCUCUUACGCGACUUGAUUGGGGCCAGAUGAAAUCACGACCGACACUGAGGCCUGGUCUGCAUCGGGCGAGGGAGGCGGCCGCUCCCCUGUCCUGUAGGCACCCUGAAGCUGCCCACCGCACAAGCAAGCCCUGCUACCCCCCCCUCGGACCGGUGGGGGUGUUCCCGGUCCACCCUGGGGUGGCGACCCUGAGCAUGAUGAGAAGGGGAACGACGCCAAAGACAGUAAACGGAGACCUCCUUAAGAUGGUGGACACAACAUGUGCUUACAACCCCAGUGACACCUCACAAGAUAGCCUCACUCGAAUAAACAACCACUUCGAGGCAUUCUGGAGGAAGCUGGCGGGUAAGCUAAUUCAACCUGCCUCACCACGACCACCCACUUCUACAAGGCGGGCAUCACUCACCCACUCCCAUCAAGCGAACCGGCACCCGCGCGGCCGCCAAACGCCCUCACUCACCCAAGCAGGGCGCCAAUGCAAGCCUGCCUUCCCGCCCCACCGUCGAUCCGGCAAAGACCGACACCGCGCUCCACACAGUCAGAAGAGGCACAUAUUGCAGCGACACCUACGGACACGAAGAGGACCCUCUGGGCCUAGACCGGCUCACGGUCUGUGCUACUCGACGGCAGACAGGGCAUGGAAGUGCGGAGAACCUCGGUGCAUGAGGCACACGGGCAAGCAGAAGGCUUCCCAGAUGGGACUCAUCUCACCUCAGAAGGGAGUGACACUAGACCGGGAGUGGAGACGGUGAGGCACAGGGCCCAACAUGGCGGCAACACCAGGUCAACCCAACAACGUCCCACAACCACAACACGGGGCGCCCCCUGAGCACAAGCUGCGACCAAGACCAAGACUCACAAAGGCACCAGAGUGGGACUGUGGCAUACCUCUUGCAGGGGUUGGCUGACCAGGACUCUUAAUAUUACAGAUGAGUCAAUCACUCCAUGCCUCAUGUAGUCUCUAUCUGCAAAUGUUGAAGUUUUUAUUGUUUUUCCUUGACAUUUGGUGUUACUCAUACUUUUAUGUUAUGUUUUACAAUUAACUGUUUAGGCCACUUCUCCAUGCUAGCGAUGAGGGCACACCUCACUGAGGACACCAAUACUGGGGCCCUCCCUCCUAGUGGUAAACUCUCUACCCCAUAGCUACGCCAACCAGCUGUCCUUUGCAGCGGGUAUUUUGGUGGCAAUCCAAGAGCUGCGCUGGCACCUGAAAACACAAUACAUUUCACUAAACUUGAACACGCCAACUAACCCACUGUAAUGAUUCAACCUUAACUAACAACACUAGCUUAACCAUGUACCAACAGGUAGCAAAGCACACCUUUUUCAUAUGCUGUAGGGCUAUGUGUAACAACGUUGAAAUGAACCAUAACUCAAUCUACAUAACCCACCAUAGCAGCUUCAGACUUAGCCUGUUCUUAUACUCAGUAUUAACUAAAAAUGUGCAACGUUAAUAAGCUAUACAACUGUUUUUUCUAUGUCUAUGUCUAGCCUACACCGGCUGUCGUGGCUAUGCAAGCAUACAUGUAUACUAUAUGCACUACUAAAAUAAAGAAUUUAAAAAAAAAAUAAAAAAAAAUAAAAAAAUAUAAAGAAUAGAAAAAAUAGAUCAAUAUAUCGAAAAAUAUCAAAAUAUUUUUCAAAAUAUUAAACAAUUAAUAAUAAAGUAUUAGAUCAUUUAAAAAAGCUUAUCCAAAAAUGUGAAUCGGUGGGCAACUUUGCGUGGAAAGAAGGGUUAUAUCUCAGUCAGUGUAUUGAAUUCAAGUGAAUAGACUUUAUUUUCUUUACUUAAAAUAUGGCAUGAUCCACCGGGUAAGUACUGCGUGAUGUGAUAAAUGGAACGUCCCCUGAAGAGGUGCUAAUUAGACACGAAACACGAUAGCGUCUCACUCGGUACUCCGCAUUGUUAGAUUAUGCCGCAUUUUAUAUGCAUAUCUACCCGAACGCUGCCUUAUAUUCCAUAUAUUUUGUAAAGUAUGAAUUGUGGUACACAAACACCGGUUACAUAAGUUUGUGUUUACCAUGAGAAUACAUAAAUACAUACUGCUCGGGCAUAUUGAACUGAGUCAUGGAGUUAUCUCUCAGUAUAGCUGAUCGAGAACAUUCUCCUGUAUAAGUGUCAGAGCAGCUGUCAGACCCAGUUGACCUUGCGGAGGGUAAUGUCAAACAUAUUCUUACUGAAAUCUAUCUGAUACCUCAUCAAUUGCCUGUCCAGCAAUCUAUUUAAAAGGGCACUGCAAUUUACACACCAUUGGCCAUAAAAUACCAACACUAAACAAAUGACGCAAUAUUUAUUUAUUUUUAACAAUGUUUUUAUGGCUGAAAUUAAGGCUAUGAUUAGGCAUCAAUAUGGGCUAAAGUACAAAUAUGGAACAAUCCCUACUGAAAUUAUCAGGCUCCUGUGAUGAUGUUUGAAAUAUGCGUUAAUCACUAUGAAAACCAAUGGAAUAAUCCUCUUCUUUGCAAAGUGAAGCUAAUACCGAGGUAACCAGCGGAGUUGUCCUGUUGAUGGCAAAGCUCCAAAAGUGUGAGUAGUCACCAUUGAAACCAAUGGGAUGUUUAUGUCAGUGACAGUGUUCUUAGAGUAAGCAGUACCUAUGGAAACCAAUGGAAUAUUCCAAGAGUGCGUCAAUCACUAUGAAAUACUACUGCUGAUGGUAACAUUCUAAAAGGGGAGUAACUGCUGUGGAAACCAAUGGACUAUUCCAAGAGUGCGUCAAUCACUAUGAAAUACUACUGCUGAUGGUAACAUUAUAAAAGGGGAGGAACUGCUGUGGAAACCAAUGGACUAUUCCAAGAGUGCGUCAAUCACUAUGAAAUACUACUGCUGAUGGUAACAUUCUAAAAGGGGAGUAACUGCUGUGGAAACCAAUGGAAUAUUCCAAGAGUGUGUCCAUCACUAUGAAAUACUACUCUAAAAGGGGACAUUCUAAAAGGGGAGUAACUGCUGUGGAAACCAAUGGAAUAUUCCAAGAGUGCGUCAAUCACUAUGAAAUACUACUGCUGAUGGUAACAUUCUAAAAGGGGAGUAACUGCUGUGGAAACCAAUGGAAUAUUCCAAGAGUGCGUCAAUCACUAUGAAAUACUACUGCUGAUGGUAACAUUCUAAAAGGGGAGUAACUGCUGUGGAAACCAAUGGAAUAUUCCAAGAGUGUGUCCAUCACUAUGAAAUACUACUCUAAAAGGGGACAUUCUAAAAGGGGAGUAACUGCUGUGGAAACCAAUGGAAUAUUCCAAGAGUGCGUCAAUCACUAUGAAAUACUACUGCUGAUGGUAACAUUCUAAAAGGGGAGUAAUUGCUGUGGAAACCAAUGGAAUAUUCCAAGAGUGCGUCAAUCACUAUGAAAUACUACUGCUGAUGGUAACAUUCUAAAAGGGGAGUAACUGCUGUGGAAAACAAUGGAAUAUUCCAAGAGUGCGUCAAUCACUAUGAAAUCUACUGCUGAUGGUAACAUUAUAAAAGGGGAGUAACUGGUGUGGAAACCAAUGGAAUAUUCCAAGAGUGCGUCAAUCACUAUGAAAUACUACUGCUGAUGGUAACAUUCUAAAAGGGGAGUAAUUGCUGUGGAAACCAAUGGAAUAUUCCAAGAGUGCGUCAAUCACUAUGAAAUACUACUGCUGAUGGUAACAUUCUAAAAGGGGAGUAACUGCUGUGGAAACCAAUGGAAUAUUCCAAGAGUGUGUCAAUCACUAUGAAAUCCUACUACUAAUGGUAACAUUCUAAAAGGGGAGGAGCUGCUGUGGAAACCUUAGAAACAAUGGAAUAUUUCCACUGGUGGCAGAGUUCUAAAAGUCAAGUAAUCACCACGGAAACCGGUGGAUGGUUCCUUUUGGUUGCUUCACUUACAUAGCAUUAAAAUCUUCAUUUUAUAUAAAUUCUUCAUGAGAUGGACUAGCCCCUGAGGAAAUGUACUUCAUACUCUAUAGAGUGUAUCAUUAAAUUAACAAUAACUCAUAUAUUUUAAUGACUCAAUAGGGACCUCUCUAUGUAUGACUAAACGUAGGUUGUCCUUUCUUGGUGUUGUGUCAUUAUUUGCUAAAUUUGAGCAGCACUAUCUGCGGUCAACUACCCAACAGGUGUUCUUGAUUAAAAUAAAAAUAAUCAGUCAUUGCUAUUUAAUUUAUUUUUUACAUUUAGUAAAAAGAUAUCACCUACCCUGUGCUGCCUUGUCUCAAACCCUGCUUUGAAGACCAAAGCUAAUUUACCAUUAGGUGUCAAGAAAAGCUACAGCAUGUUUUCCUUAGUCCAAAGGUGUAGCACCGACACUCAAAUUUUAAUAUCAUAAGUAUUUACCUUAUCUAUAUCGGAUAACAUAAAUUUGAACUUACUCCUUCAGCUGGCAGGAUAUGAAAUGCCUGGAGGAAUAAAAUGUAUUGGUUAAAGUCAUGUAUCUAAAGAUCAGUAGGAUAUAAUUAGGCACAGGCCCUCCUAGGAAUGCUUCACCAUCUUGCUGUGAUCCAAAAACACUAAACCAGAUAUGCUAACAGCUCAAGUACGACAAAUCCUACCAGUGCUUGCAGAUAGCAUAGGUUAGAGAAAAUAGCUGAAGUUUAUAAUGCGUUAUUAGGGGGCUUGGAAUAACCGUGAUCUUCGGGUUAUUUUCAGUGGCAGUGCUGCAGUGUGUUUAUGUACUUUAGCAGUUGUGAGUAGUUCUACAUACGAUUCGACAUUCUUGUGAUGUAGCAUUAAUCAUGUUUUUUUCAUAAAUUAUGCAACUCCUAGUGCUCUUUAAGUGCCAUGCAUGACCUGCCUUCCUUGGUUAGUAAUUCAGUGGAAUUGAGAAUUUCAUACAAAUUUUGUUUUCCUCCAUAGACUGACACGUGUUCGUAUCAGGCGUAAAGGAACACUAUGGUCUGGUUGCCAUGUGCUCCCCAUUUUAACCCUGCAGUUGAAAACAUUGCAGUUCUACUGGAACGGUAAUAUUUCCUUUGCCAAAUAGCAGAGUAAAACCCUGCUAAUUCAGUCAGAAUUGACUGCUCACUAGCCUACCAGUGCUUUCCUAUGGAAAAGCAUUUGAUUGGCUGAGAUCAUCGAACUCUAUAAUCUAAGCCAAAGAGGCAGAGCUUGAGCAAGACAACUGGCGUGGUGAGGGAAAUAGGUAAAUAAAAUACAUAUUCUAAUCCUGCCAGCACUGGUACAGUCACCUAAAAGGUGACUAGGGUACUAGAGCAUUAGCAAUACAUUUUUGUUUUCCUAAUGUUAUAGUGUUCUUUAAAAUUGUAGUAUAGAUGUUAUUGUACAGUGGGUAAAAAGAAAUUAACACCACCAGGAAGUACUUUUGCAGGUUACCACCAUGAAGGGUAUUCACCAAACACCAAACCUGGGACUAUAGCUCAGUUGAAGAAUUUUACAAAGUUUUAGCUUUUUAAUUGAAAUGGCGGUGUUUAGUGAAUUAUUCUGUGUAUAUAUAGGAAUGGCCUCUCACUAUAGAAAAAUCUGCCAAAUAGCUUGUUUCAUUUACUGAGAUCCAAAGUCCUGCAUUACACUCUAAUAAGGUUGGAUUUAUUUUUACAUUACGCAGUUUGUAUCCUGCCAGAAUUAAUACUAACUACUUAAAUUGACACUCUGGGCACCAUAACAACUUAAUCAAAAUGGCUUAAUGGAAUAGUUUAACCCCCAAGUCUGUGUUUCCAGUGCCUAAUCUCUCUGCCUUUCGUUUUCUCAAAAUAUUUAAACCAAAAGGCUCUUGCAGAAAUGGACAGCGGCCGCUCGAGAACCAGUGGUUCCCAAACCUUUUAUGUUCAAGGCGCCCUUAAUAUUUCAGUAUUUUUCCAAGGCACUCUAAUUUCUAGGUUGUAUAUCUGCACAGCGCUGCGGCUUUUAAGGACACUACAGUAUAAUGUACAGUGUUGGUGUUUGAAGGGGUGCUUGUAUAUAGUUAUUGUGUUUUAAUACAGAGGUGUGUUUGUAUGUAUUGUUUUUGCUUGAUUGCAGGGAUAUGUCUGAAUAUAAUGUUCACUUUUAAAUGCGGAUGUACAUUUGUGUGAAGCAUUUGUUUGAGUGAAGGGGUGUGUUUGUAUAUUUUUUUUUAGUUUGAAUGCAGCGGUGUGUUUGUAUGUAUUAUUUGUGUUAGAUUGCAGGAGUGUGCGUGUAUGUUGUGCAGGUGUUUGACUGCUUGGAUAUAUGCACAUAUACCAGCACAUACACCAGCACAUACAUACUUUCUUACACAGAUAUUCAUGCACAUUAACACACAGAUGCAUAUAAAUACAUGACACACAAAUUCAUAUAGACACCGACACAUACACACAUAUAGAUACACACAGACACAUAUAGAUACACACAGACACAUACACACACACACACAUAGAUACACACAUACACCCUGACACACACAAACAUUGAUUCAUGCCCACACCAUAAAACAGAUACACACACUGGCAAAAAAAAUACACACCCUGACACACAAAUGCACAUACACAGAUAUGUGAGCAGACACAGAAGCACACUGACAUAUAUAUAUAUAUAUAUAUAUAUAUACACACAGAUGCACACCCUGACACACACACAGUCACAAACACCAUGAAACACAAUCAUACUCACACACACACACACAUUCACAAACACCCUGACACACUCAUACUCAUUCACACACACACAUGUACUCAUACAUACAAACACUCAUACACAUACUCACACACAGACUCAGACUCAAACACACUUACACUCACACACACACUCAUACACAUACACACUCAUACUCACACACACUCAAACUCAUACAAGUGAUUUAUUUUAAUAUCUCCAGCCACGCUCCUGUUAGCUUACCUUAUGUGCCAGGAGGGUGGCUUGGAGUCCUGCUGCUGUGGGAGUGAGGAGUCUGGAGCUCUUCGUGCUCCUCUCCCCUGACGCCGCGCCUGCCUCCUCCCGCACUGUCUCCCUGCAGGAUGCUGGGAGGAAGUGACAGGCUGUCACUUCCUCCCAGCCGGCCGACAUUACAAGGACCCGGUCGCGGUUUUAAAGGAUCGUGGCACCAAACCGGGCCCCUGUUCAGCAGUAAACAUUCCGCGGCACACGUUGCGGCACACAGUUUGGGAACCGCUGGUUUAACCCCUCAAGGUAAGCCAGCACCAUGGACCUUCUGGUACCAUCACAACUUCAUUUUAAUGGACUUGUUAUGGUACCCGGAAUGUUCCUGAAAAGGAACACUUUGAUGUUAGGAAUACAAAUAGGUAUUACCAAAACCAUAGUGCUCUAGUCACCAUUUGCAAGGGUUAAAAAAAGGUAUUUUACUUACCUUUUUCGCCUCGUUGAAGCUUUGCAAUCAAGGCUCCGGUAAGAAAGCAUUGGGUUGCUAGUUCGCAUGGGCAAACUCUGAAUCUUCCAGACUUCCGAAUGCAGCUCAAUGAUAAGUCUUUGUAAGUCAGGUGCUCUGAGCAAUUGCUGCCUCUUGAGGCCAGCUGCGUUGAGCAAUUGAAACCAGGAAGUAAUGUUACCUGUUGUCUGUUUGAAAGCUAAGGGGGUGUAACCAGAUUUAUUGAUAAAAGUGGCAAUUUCUAUUGAAAUCUGCAGUUUUUGCAAAAUGAAAAAAAAAGAGAACACAAUCUUCACACAUAAAGCUUUUCGGCAAGCUAAAGUUGUUUAGGGGUCUGGAAUGUCCCUUUAAAACUGGGGGUGUGCGGUACAUGGCACUCAUACAACUUCCCUGGUAUGAAGUGGUCUGGGUGAUUAUAGUGUUUCUGUAAUACGCCCUGGCCUAUUGGGAUGAUUUUUUAAAAUUAAAAUAAACAUUAUUUCCAUUUCUGCCUAAAAAAAAACCCUCAAAACUUUAUAUUUUUGUGGUAAGUUAAUAUGUGAGAUAUGGAACCAGUUGUGAGCCUGCAUUAACAUCAUAGGAUCAAACUGGUUAAUGACAAUAAACAAAUACCAAGCAAAACGCAUUAUUACGCAAAGGCUUGUAAUCUAACACUACAAUUUCUUGUUUUUAGGAAAUGUCAUCUCCAUCUGAUGGUGUGGAGAAUAUCAUGGAUGAGAUUGGUGAGUUCUGAAGAUGUAAAGAGCAAGACUGUUUGCCAAACAUGCUGAUUAGCCAGGGCUGUGUUUGACUUGUGCUGGCUCUGCCCCUGAUCUGCCUCAUUGACAGUCUGAGCCAAUCCUAUGGUGAAGCAUUGUGAUUGGCUCAGACCACCUCUUCUGAUGAUGUCAGUAGGUAGAUGCAGCUCAGGGGCUGAAUCAGCAGCUUCAGAGUUGAAUACAAGUAAGAUUUUACUAUAUUUAGUGAGGCAAGAGGGUGCCAGAGGGGCUAGAUGGUGGCUUUAACACGAUAGGGUCGGGAAUACAUGUUUAAUCAGGAAGGAAACAUUGAGAUCUCUUUUGUUUUUCUUGAACAGGGGGAGCGCAUUCAAAUACAAUGCACAUAUAUUGGCAAAGUGAUAAUUCUUUUAAUAAAUACAGUUUAGAUGGUGGUUCAUCAUGGGGAGAUUUACACAGAAUUUAUUUCUGACCUAAUCAUCAACUGUUUGCUAAAGGAUAGUUUUCCAUAUAUAAGUCAAUUUAGAUAUUAUUAUCCUAUGUAUUCAGAUACUUGUGACUAUAGCCAGAUUGUAGUUAAUUUGCCAUAAGCGGCCCGAUCCUCCUUCUCCUACAGAGCGCCGCAAUUGUGGAACGAACUCCCGCACAAUUUAAAAUCUUCCCUAAGCCUAAAGUCAUUUAAGAGAUCCCUCUCUACAUACCUCAAAACAGAAUGCACAUGUCAUGGUUGAUUAUAUAUUUCCUGCCUGUUCUAUGUUAAAUUUUGUAUACAUUGUGUAUUAAUAAUGUUUUUGUAUUUUGUUGUACCUAAUGUAACAAUGCAAUGAUUUGUGGACCCAGGACAUACUUGAAAACGAGAGAAAUCUCAAUGUAUCUUUCCUGGUAAAAUAUUUUAUAAAUAAAUAAUAAAAUAAAUAAAUAAAUAAUGCUUAAUUGGGGAUUAGUUAGUUAAGCAAUUUUGACAUUGUUUAAUAAUUCCUUGGAAACAGUUUUGCUAGUAUACUUAUUUUUAGCAAUCCACCUUUCAACAUCUUUCCUGUAACACAGCCUCAAGUUGCGUUAAGUCUGGUUUCUUGCAUAGGUGAUUGCACCAUCUGCAAUACAUGUGCACAGUUGGUGUUUUAAUUACACAGUGGGAAGGCCAUUAAUAAAUAUGGAGAAUCGAAAGGGGACAAUAAUUGAACCUUGGAGGACUACAUGUAACUUUUAGUGAAGUUGAAGAAUCUGUCAGCAAUGGAUGCAAAUCGAGCCCUCUUAGAAGAGGCAAUAACAUCUGUGCUAUUAGGACAAAAAGCAAGAUUGAAAGUUGGACUGCUAAGUCAUACCAGCAUAAUUGGCUAUGGACACAUUUUCCAAGAACUGUACUGGGAGUGAAGAUACCUCUAUAGUUGGACGUUAAAUUGGAGUCACUAUCAUUAUUAGUGAUGUCUCGAACGGUUUGCCGCGAACGGUUCGCCGCGGACUCAUCAUUGAGUAAACUUUGACCCUGUACCUCACAGUCAGCAGACACAUUCCAGCCAAUCAGCAGCAGACCCUCCUUCCCAGACCCUCCCCCCUCCUGGACAGCAUCCAUUUUACAUUAAUUGUGAAGCUGCAUUCUUAGUGAGCUGUCCAGGAGGUGGGAGGGUCUGCUGCUGAUUGGCUGGAAUGUGUCUGCAGACUGUGAGGUACAGGGUCAAAGUUUACUCAAUGAUGAGUCCGCGGCGAACCGUUCGGCGAACCGUUCAGGACAUCACUAAUCAUUAUAGAUAGAAAUGGUAUUUAAUUUCAAUGUUAAAGUGUUUCUGUCACCUUCCAGUAUUCCAGAAAAUUAAAGUAGGUCCAGGUGAAUUUAACAACGUUUCAAUCACCAUCUGUGACCUUUAUCAAAUCAGAAUUAUUUUUGACGACCCCUGAUGGUGACAUUGCUGCUUGGUGGGUUGUGGCCUGGGGGUGCAGUAGAGGUGAGUUAUACUUAUCUGAUGCUGUCCUCCUUGGGCCCCACUAUCUUUGGUCUUCAGCUCCUGAUGCUCCAACCACCAAGAGUCCAUGCCAUCAGUGAAGUUACACAAAAUGCUUUUGCUACGUCCAAGGAGUGCUAAAAUACAGAUUUUCCUAUUUUAUACUGUAAACGUGUGGGUUGGAGUGAUUUAAAAAGGUUGCAUGUUUUUCUUUUUAAUUAUUGCAGUUUCUCUGAAACUGCAAUGUUUUGCAUUGCAUGACUAAAGGGACAGGGACACUGAACCCAGACCACUUUAGUGAGAUGAAGUAGUUUGGGUGCCUGUAGUGUCCCUUUAAACCUUUUCCAUUAUUGAUAGACUGCUACCAUGGACAAUUACCUAAGUUAUAAAAAAAAAAGAUAUUGCAUUUCUUAAAUGAUCUAAUAGUUAUGAUAUUGGGAGGUACCUUGAUGGGUCUUAAGUUCCAAACACAGUACACAUGGGCGUUGCCACGGACUGCAUGAGACAGUAUUCAUGCUUCCUCAGUUACACCCAGGCUGAUGAGAGAAUCCAGCUCAGAGUAUAGUGAUCGGGGUUUGCCAUUAUAUGGUAAUAAUUGCAGUUGAUAAAAGAGAGGCCUUUACUAAAGGGGACGUGGAAUUGUUACAGAUACAGGGACAGAGUUGGUUUAUUUAACAUGGCAAGAAGUAAAAUUAAUAGGAAUCUAGUAACUGAACGGGUUUCCUUUGUUUAUGAAUGGAGAGUAAUCAGUGGUUGUAUUGGUGCAUUGGGGAGCUAGUUUUUAACACUGUCCACCAACACUCAACAUGUAUGCAGCAGAUCAUGGGGGAUUUGGAUACUUUGCUACAGCUGGGGCUAAGGUGAGAGCAGUGAAUGAGAAAAUGUAUUGGGUGCAGGGAUAAUGCAAUUAAAAAGAAAUAGUACAUUUUAAUAUGCAUCACUGGAUUUGGCACAUUCAUUUGUAUAUUGGUAGAGGACGUUCAAAUACAAAACAUGAAUGAGUUUACAUUAUAAAAUAGUUAAUAUUAGCCUUACAUAUAAGGUGCUGUUUCAUCCUAUGCUCCUCAGUGCUGUCUGACCCCUUUGAAUCUGUCUUGCAACAUUGAUUAGUAGGAUAAAAAUGAAUGUAUUUUCAGACCAUGGGAGCUUCUCACAAAUCCCUCAUAAUGAGUACUAGGAAAAAUGUCCAUUUAGAAGAACACAAAUGUGUAUAUUUCUCCUUUGGGACAGGAGUUUAGGAAUACCACACUAAUCACCCAAAUGUGAGCUUUUAGUUAGUAUAGUAUGGUUAGACUGAGCUAACCAUACUAUACUAACUCUAACUAUUAACUCUGAUGCCCAUCAUUGCGGCAUUGGGUACAGUCCGGUACAAUCGCUUUAAUGAUGCUGUUUAUAACAGUGAAUCCCAUUGAAGCAGCAUUAAAUUGGGGGUUGUUGUGGGACCCACGUUUACAUUUUAUUAAAUAGCUCCAUUACAGUGUCACUAAAACAAUGCUAUAUUUCAAAAUAUUCCAUUACAUUGUUUGUUUUUAAAUAGAUAUGUAGGAAGAUGAUGGAAACGUUUUGUACAACCUCGACAGGUGUUCUAUUGAGCGAUGUAAUAAUAUGUACUCCCCAGGAAUAGGCAGUGCUUUCUGAAAGCAGUCCUGCUUCCUUACCUUGCAGAUGACAAUUACAGGGAAUUUGUAUUUAAAGGGACACUAUAGUCAUCAGAACAACUACAGCUUAUUGUAUUUGUUCUGUUGAAUAUAAUAAUUCUAUUCAGGCUUUUUGCAGUAAACACUGUCUUUUCAGAGAAAAUGCAGUGUUUACAUUACAGCCUAGUGAUCACUUCACUGGCCACUCCUCAGAUGAAUACUAGAGAUGCUUCCUGUGGCAGUGCUGCAAACUGUGCAGGAGUGACAUUCACUGUCUCCACCCUCCACAUGCAGACACUGCACUUUCCUCAUAAAGAUUUAUUGAUUUAAUUGCUGAUUGGCCAGGGUUGUGUUUGACUUGUCCAUGCUCUGCCCCUGAUCUGCCACUUAGACAGUUUCAGCCAACCCUAUGUGAAAGCACUGCGAUUGGCUCAGAACACUACUUCUGAUUAUGUCAGCCAAGCAGGCAGAUCAGGAGCAGAGCCAGCAGCAGCAGACUGGAAUAAAAGUAAGAUUUUGCUAUAUUUAGGGGGGCAAGUGGGGGCCAGAAGGGCUAGAUGGUGGUUUUUAAAACUAUAGGUCAGGAAUACAUGUUUGUUCCUGAUCCUAUAGUGUUCCUUUAAUGCAGUACAUGUGAUGUUCUCCUGACACUGUACAGGAAAUGUAAGAUAACAUACACAACAUUGCUGACAUGUUGGAAGAGCAUGGUUUCAUUCCAAAUACCCUUCAUAUGUGAAGUAUUUGCCUGCACUUUGCUCUGUUUGCUUUAUCAUCAGAGGAAUGUGAUUGCUAACCUGGUGGAAGAGGACAUUAGGUAUGAGAGUCAUACACUUGAUUUCUUUCCACAGAACAAGCUGUGCAGGAGACAGUGGAGCCAGAUUACUAUAGCAGGCGCCGGCAGCACCAAACUGGAUCUCGGAGACAAUGGCAAGUACAAUAAUCUAUGUAGCUUCUCACAGAAAAUCUUGCUUCUGAUAAAGAUAUGAAUUGGCCACGUUUGAUCUAGUUUCCAGUUCAUGUAACUAUGGAAAGUGGGACAAGUUUAUAUCUAAUGCAUACUGUUGGUCAGCAUGUAGGCCACCCUCCUGUAGAGGACAUUCAUGCUUUAAAGGGACACCAUGGUCACCAAGACAACUUAAGCUUAAUAAAGCAGUUUUUGUGUAUAUAUCAUGCCUCUGUGUAUACAUCAAUUAUCUGUCAUUUAGAAGUUAAAAGAACACUCCAGGCACCAUAACAACUUUAUCUAGGUGAAGAAACUUAACUUUUCCAAGCCAGUUUUGUGAAUGGAGAGUCAAUGAUUGGCUAGGAGCGUCAGCUAACCGCUCUCAGCCAGUCAGCAGUGGUCCAGUUCUGCUGCACUCCGUGCUUCCUGAAGUUGACAUUUCAGCGUCGAUCUCAACCAUGUGGGGAGAGUUGAGAUCGACGCUGGAGGCAACUUUGGGGUGAAAACAUUCGAGAACGGUUUAACCCCUUUGAGGUAAGAGGGUGCCUGGUGGCCUCCUGGCACCAUAACAACUUCAUUUAUAUGAAGUUCUUAAGGUGCCUAAACUGUCCCUUUAAAUCACUUUUUUUUCUGUUUAUGUAUUAUAUCCUGUUUUGUAAUAAUUGUAAUAUAUCCUAAAAUAAACAGAAGUAGCAAUAUAGGAAGUAUAAACAUUAGAUCUCACUUUUCAGGAAGUGUUUAUGCAGGCUGUGCACGUUAUAUGCAGAGGUGUGACUAGGGCUGUAUACACAAAGGGAUUAAACUCCUAAAUGGCAAAUAAUUUAGAAAUUGUGAAGCCUCAAUUAGUAACACUGUUUGUGUACAGCCAAUCAGCAUGUAGAAUUGAUAUGUGCCCAAGAAUAUAUAGUGGAUCUGGAACCAAAAGAAAAUUUGGUUCUCAAAGUGUUAAAUUGUGAUUGACUAGAAGAGUUAUUACUGUUCAAAUAAUUUUGUAGAUUUAUGUUUCCUACGUUGUGACUCUUUUAUAAUGAGAUCUUAACUACUACAUUCCAGUUGCAAUUAGUAAUGUUGUCUGUAGGCAGGAGAAGCUUUGUAUUUAUUAUCCCCUAAUAAGAAUACUAAACCCUCAUGGGACAUCGCACCUCUCCGUAUACCAUUCAUUAACUGAAGUUUGUUUGGAUGGCAGGUCUGAGAUAUCAGGACGCGUUGAUGCGGACAGCAUAUGAAAAGGUCUGGGAAUUUGCUUAAUCAUGUAUUUAACUAGUAACUUUAUGUUAUGCCUUCAAUAGGCAUGUUUUCUGCAGAACAGCAAUGUUGCUUUGUUUAUUAACUAAACCAGGAAUUAAGGAAAAUUGGCAACCAUAAAAAUUAUCCGAGAUAUAUUUUCAAUUUGCCGGUUUUGGCUUCAAAUUCAAAAUUCAUUAAAAAAAAUCCCAAAUAUUAGGUCAAAAUCGCCAAUUUUGACCUAAUAUUUGCAAUUCUCCACUUUAAAGAAUUUAUUUUUUAAACCAGUUACUUGCUUCUCACAGUGAAGAUGUUGAUAUAUUGGCGAGUUGGCCAAAAUAUAGGAAAAAAAAGCAUUAUUAUUGUAAAGUGGCUCCGUCACCUCUGCUCACUUUAUGAGUAUUCCAUAGAGACAAACAUCUUAAAAUACUGGUGUUGAUUGUGUUGUAAUUCAGUUGAUAUUUCAACACAAAGUAGGGACCAUUUUUUCUUAUAGGCAAGGCUGCCAUCAGAAUUGUUGCUAAGGCUAAUUUUCCAAAAGGGCUUACAGUGCAUAGAGAGAAUAACAUGGACCGUGUUCUGGGAAUGCAAUGAAGUUAAUGACGUUCACACGGUAAAGCCUUCAAUCUGAUCCUUCCUGUUCUAUGUUCUCUUCUUUCCCCUUUCUCUGUAGACUACGCACUGAAGCUUUGCAGAAGUCGUGACCACAUCCUGUUGGAAUCACUUGAUCAUCUCAGUGUCCCCCUGACCUAUUACAGAUUAAUCAUCUAGUGUGACUGCUUCAAAAGUCAAAGCCUCACUGAGCUAUGUGUGUCUCCUUUGGCUCAUUAAACCUUCAGGAUCAAAUCCCCAAUUGAUGCAGCUUAUCUCCUGUUUGGUAAAGGGAAUUUGUCAUUGAACAUGCGCAGUCUUAUUUCUGUUAAGCAUGUAACUCAGUGAUGGCUAAUUUUUGGAACUCCAGCUUAAGUGUCUGUACAUCAUGUGAAAUGUAAGUGUGAGAACUGAUUAGGGAAAUACAAAUUUUAGGCCAAAAUUGUCAGCUUGGAAAAAUUUAGUAUUUUUCCACUUGGUCUAAAAAUUGCAAUUCACUUCUGCACAAUUCCUGGUUUAAUGAAUAAAUACCUUUAGCAUACAAGCUUUACAGGUUAACCAUAAUGUCCGUGCUUACUUUACAUGGUCUA
Molecule: messenger RNA, 20651 nt
Organism: Pelobates cultripes (western spadefoot toad)
Lineage: Eukaryota; Metazoa; Chordata; Amphibia; Anura; Pelobatidae
Source: the annotation of a GenBank genome assembly